Pangasianodon hypophthalmus (striped catfish) is the source of this 2679-nucleotide messenger RNA. It is a transcript of the gene stard14, whose product is annotated as START domain containing 14. Gene Ontology annotation, molecular function: lipid binding. The transcript has 7 exons. The coding region runs from base 612 to 1430 and encodes 272 amino acids. The record is from RefSeq and is a predicted model, not a curated record. NCBI's taxonomy places the organism in Eukaryota, Metazoa, Chordata, Actinopteri, Siluriformes, Pangasiidae.
UUCAGGCCUGCAUGCUAAUCCUCAGACAUCAGUAAAGCUGUUGAAGUGAAUAAAAUGAAACUUGAAGUGUCACUGUUAGGUAAUGCUGUGUUAGAUAAGCUGCAACAGAGCCAUCACAUUCCCUUAUCAGUACAACUGAACGCCUCUCAGUCAGUUUCGGUUAAUGAAUAGUGCAGUUCACAGCUCUUAAGAGUCAAGUCAUAGAUUAUUAGCUGACUUCCGGAACAUAAACACUGAAGCUAAUUGAUAUAUGCCAGUAUCACUGACUACACCCACUGACGACCAAAACUCGGUAGACACGCCUAAAAUAAGGAGGAAGUGAGAGGGGAUAGUAGUCUACCUAUAAAGGCGGUGAGUUAGGCAACAGACUCUGAGUAAAGUCGUGAGAAGGUACAGUGCUAAACAGGCUCCGGUGAGUUAUAGGCAGUAGUAGGUGCGCGUGCUGCGGCUAACAGGUUACACCUGUACUAAGUCCGGAAGUCGUGUUAAGCGCUUACAUUGGGCUGGUUAUCAGAGAGCGUGGUGCGGAACUGCAGCGCGCACACACGGACUCUUACAGCAGGAAUAUUCACACUGACGCUGUUGCCCCGUGGCAAGGGUGACCUUUAGCCAUGUCUCUGGGCUCAGGCGUUGUUCCAGGCGAGGCGCUUUUCUCUGACUUCAGGAGACAGUGUUUGUCGACGGAGAACUGGCUGAACAAGUACAAUAAGAACGGAAUGGAGGUGUGGGUCGAGGUGCCCCCUUUAUCCAACUCGCCCCAAGGGAACAAAAACAACUACUCCAAAGUGCACAAAAUCAAGUGUAAAAUUGCCAUAAAUGAUGUGUCUGCUGCUACAAUGUACGAUGUUCUCCAUGACAACAAAUAUCGAAAAACGUGGGACCCUGCAAUGCUCGAGAGCUUUGAAAUAGCCCGUCUUGCUCCCAAUGCUGAUGUGGGCUACUAUUCAUGGGUCUGUCCUAAACCACUGAAAAACCGAGAUGUGGUUACCGUCCGAUCUUGGCGUACUUCCGAAGAUGAAUAUAUAAUUCUCAACUACUCUGUCAAGCAUCCGAAAUACCCUCCACGUAAAGACUUGGUGAGAGCCGUCUCUAUUCUGACGGGUUACUUGGUGAAACCCACAGGGCCGAACAGCUGCUCCUUCAUUUAUCUCUCACAAGCAGAUCCUAAAGGUUCUCUUCCUAAGUGGGCAGUAAAUAAGGCAACUCAGGUCCUAGCGCCCAGAGUUAUGAAAAGUGUGUAUAAGGCGGGUCAAAACUACCCUGCCUGGAAGGCCCAGAACUCUCCAGAACAUAAGCCAUGGCUCUACCCUAUCCAGAGUGAACUUCCCAUGAUGGACCCAGCUGAGCUGGGCAUCCAGCAUGCAGACUCGCUGGAGAAUGUGGAUGAGACCUCGGCUCAUGAUGCUGUGGAGAACGAGGAUAGCAGCUGAAGGACAGCACAACAAGAUGAAAAAAUGGACACUUACCUUUUAAACUUCGAGUUUGUGUCACGUAGUUGGUGCUGUUCAUGCGUACUUAUUCCUUUUUCUUUUUAGAUCAAAAGUGUUUAUAGGCACUGUGGUCUAAAUCUGUGGCACAAUAUUAAGCUGUGCUUACCACAAAUUUUUACAUAAUGCAAAAAUGCAGAAUCAUGUGAAGGCUGGUCAUGGUUUAUAAACAUGUAUUCCUUUGACGUUAAAAAGUGGGAAAUUGUCUUAAGUGUUUAUUCUUGAAAGAGAGAAAAGCCAAGCUUAUAUAUUUUUGGCAACAUAUUCAUCGCUUAAUUUAACAUUAUUGCAAAUGAAGGGAAGUGAAUGUUUGACCUUUUUCUGUAAAGGUAAAUUAUAUCUGAGUAGGUAAAUUAUUUUAUAUAAUUAAAUUAUGAAGUGUUAUGUUUUUAUUUAUUUCUCUUUAGCUGAUUUAUUAAAACUUGAACACUGCAAAAUAGUAGGAAGGUUACUUGGACAGAUGCAGGGAGACAGAGAGGCCUCCUUAUUUGUUUAUAAAUUUGUUAGUACACUUUGUCUUGUGUGUGUGUGUGUGUGUGUGAGAGAGGGAACAGUGAACUUGAUUUUACAUGACUAUCCAGGGGAGUUUAGUAAUUAGUGUUUAAUUAUUAUGACUGUAUAUCUGUCAGAAUAUGACUUAUUUGUAUUAUGCCAGAAUUAUUUAUUACUUUACUGGUAUAUUACUCACAUGUACUUUUUAGAUUAGUGGUUCUCAAACCUAGAGAUGGUAAAACACACACACAUUUUUCCUGCUGUAUCUUGCAUUACUCAUCAAAGGCCUGGAAGUUAGCUGAUGAGCUGAUUUUUGCAUGUGUUAAUGUACGAACAUGUGCAUAGCAUGAGGUGAGGGUAAGACUGACAACACUGGUUUACAGAAAUACACGAGAUUGAUGACAAAAGCAAUAUAUUACCAUGCUUACAUAAACACUGUGAUGUCCCUACAUACUGUUUUGUUUUCUCAUGGGAACGGGCCUUUCCUACCAAACAGAUGUUCUGUACACAAAGUGGGAGAAGAAUAGGGACGGAUGUGUAGAAUAUAUUACAAGAAGACUUUAUAGAAUACUUUUCCUCAUUGCUGGUUUUUUAAAAUUAAUUGUUUUAAAAAUGUUUCAUCUAACAAUGUUCUCAAAUUCUUAUUAUAAAGAUUAUUACAAGGAUAUUUAAAAUAAAUCAUUUAAUCAGUUAAGAUUUA